CAAUGCCUACCCCCCUACUACUUUAAAUGAACCAUUACUUCAACUCUUCCCUAACGCUCCUCUGCUUCGUCUAACCUCUCUCUCUCUCUCUUUCUCUCGCUCAAAAUCCUCUUUCAGUUAUGAAUCCCACACUAUCAGAAAGAGCUGUAGAGCAGGGGUCCUGGUCCUCUCAACAGAAUAUGAAGAGGAUUUCCUGCAAGAACAUGCUCACGCUGGCUUACCAGAGCCUUGGAGUGGUUUAUGGUGAUCUCAGCACCUCCCCUCUCUAUGUUUACAAGACUACUUUCUCUGGGAAAUUAAGCCUCCACGAGAAUGAUGAGGAGAUUUAUGGGGUUCUUUCUUUUAUCUUCUGGACCUUCACUCUCAUCCCUCUCUUCAAAUACAUAUUCAUUGUGAUGUCUGCCGAGGACAAUGGUGAAGGUGGCACCUUUGCGUUGUACUCGCUGCUCUGCAGACAUGCGAAGCUUUCCGUUCUACCCAAUCAACAAGCAGUGGAUGAGAGGUUGUCUGAAUAUGGUACUGAAGGAUCAGACACACAACGAAGUUCCAUGCUGAAGUCAUUCUUUGAGAAGCACCCAAAAUUCCGUAAUGGCCUUAUGAUUUUCGUUCUACUAGGAACCUGUAUGGCAAUUGGUGAUGGAAUACUUACCCCUGCAAUCUCAGUUCUUUCAGCCGUUUCUGGAGUUAAAGUUAAAAUCACAGAACUUCAUGAGAAUUAUGUUGUGCUGAUAUCAUGCGUCAUUUUAGUGGGGCUGUUUUAUCUUCAACAUCAUGGGACACGCAGAGUUGCUUUCCUGUUUGCACCGAUUGUCACAGCUUGGCUUCUCUGUAUCAGCGGUAUCGGUAUAUACAACAUAUUCCGGUGGAACCCAAAAAUAUUUCAUGCACUCUCUCCAUUGUACAUGUUUAAGUUCCUUAAAAGCAAUGGCAUUGAAGGAUGGAUCUCACUAGGGGGAGUUGUUCUUUCCAUAACUGGUACAGAGACAAUGUUUGCUGAUUUGGGGCAUUUCUCUGCCUUAUCAAUUAAGGUUGCUUUCACAUUUCUUGUAUAUCCCUGUUUAAUUCUUGCUUACAUGGGUGAAGCUGCAUUUCUCUCUAGACACCAUGAAGAUAUUCAGAGAAGCUUUUAUAAAGCUAUACCAGAAGCUGUAUUCUGGCCUAUCUUCAUAGUGGCUACAUUUGCUGCUGUUGUGGGGAGUCAGGCUGUUAUAUCAGCUACUUUUUCUAUGAUAAGCCAGUGCUGCUCCUUGAAUUGCUUCCCCCGAGUGAAGAUUGUUCAUACUUCAAGCACAAUAUAUGGGCAGAUAUACAUUCCAGAGGUCAACUGGAUUCUAAUGUGCCUCUGUUUAGCUGUCACUGUCGGAUUAAAAGACACAAACAUGAUUGGUCAUGCAUAUGGACUUGCAGUUACAACUGUUAUGUUUGUGACAACUUGCUUGAUGUCUAUGGUGAUGACAAUUGUGUGGAAGCAAAGGAUAGCUGUGGCUGUUGCAUUCUUGCUGUUUUUCGGAUCAAUCGAGCUACUCUACAUUUCAGCAUCUUUCAUCAAAGUCCCAGAAGGUGGGUGGAUUCCGCUUGUUCUGUCUCUGAUCUUCAUGGGCAUCAUGUAUUCAUGGAACUAUGGCACAUUGAAGAAACACCAAUUUGAUGUGGAGAGUAAGGUGUCUAUGAAUAGGAUAAUAGCAUUAGGGCCUAGCCUUGGCAUGGUCAGAGUCCCUGGAAUUGGACUUGUUUACUCCAAUUUGGUGACUGGGGUACCAGCUGUUUUUGGACACUUUGUGACGAACUUGCCUGCUUUCCAUCAAGUGCUAGUUUUUGUGUGUAUAAAAUCUGUUCAGGUUCCCCAUGUUAGUGAAGGGGAACGUUUUCUCAUUGGUAGGGUUGGCCCAAAAGAGUUUAGCAUGUUCAGGUGCAUUGUGAGGUAUGGUUACAAGGAUCUACAUCAAGAAAAUUAUGAUUUUGAGAAUAAACUGGUAUCUGGGAUAAUACAAUUCAUAGAAAUGGAAGGAGAAGAAUGCUUGUUGACUAUGACGAACAAAUCACAUUGUGAGUUUGACAUCUCAGAUGUUGAAGCCCCUGCUGAUGUUCCAGGCCCCAUUUUCACCUAUCCAAAUCACGAAGAAAAUAUGGUGCGGUCUUUAUCUGAUAUCCAAAAGGUGAAACCUGAGGUAGGACUAGUGGAGAGUUCUCUCCUCAAAACCGAGUCCCUGGAGAUCCUGAAAGCUAGAGAAUCUGGAGUGGUUUAUAUUCUUGGUCACUCUUAUGCAAAGGCCAAAAUAUCAUCUUCCCUUCUAAAGAAAUUCACAAUCAAUGUCAUUUUUGCUUUUCUAAGCAAGAAUUGCAGGGGACCGGAUGCUUUUCUGAAUGUGCCUCAUACUUCCCUGCUGGAAGUUGGCAUGAUUUACUAUGUCUAGUUUUAUGAAAAGAUCCUUACUGCUUCACAAGGUUCCGAUCCUGCAUCUUAAAUAGGAAGGAACAGAGAGUGUGAAAAACUCAGCCACCCAGAACAAUGAUAGUGGUGAAGAUAAUGACUUCUCAAUUCUAACUUUGAUUCUCUUCAUCAUCCAAAAGGACCAGAACCAUGUUUGAGCUUCUUAGAAUCCAUAGACUUCGAUGAAAGAUCCCCGGACACUGUUUAUGGCUUCUUGAUGAUGAUGAUGAUGAUGAUGCAGCAACAGGAUUUACACUGUUAUCUGGAUUAAAAUGCUAAGGUUUCCUUCAUUUUGUUUAAGAACUACAUUUCACACUACCCUACAGAUGUAUAAAGCCAAAGGCCUCACCCUGUAUAUAGGGGUUGUGGCAUAAGUGAAUAUCAUAU
Telopea speciosissima is the source of this 2818-nucleotide messenger RNA. Its product is annotated as potassium transporter 1. The transcript is spliced from 9 exons. NCBI's taxonomy places the organism in Eukaryota, Viridiplantae, Streptophyta, Magnoliopsida, Proteales, Proteaceae. Gene Ontology annotation, molecular function: potassium ion transmembrane transporter activity. Gene Ontology annotation, biological process: potassium ion transmembrane transport. Bases 120 to 2414 code for a protein of 764 amino acids. Gene Ontology annotation, cellular component: membrane. The record is from RefSeq and is a predicted model, not a curated record.